Molecule: messenger RNA, 1214 nt
Organism: Loxodonta africana (African savanna elephant)
Lineage: Eukaryota; Metazoa; Chordata; Mammalia; Proboscidea; Elephantidae
Product: HLA class II histocompatibility antigen, DR beta 5 chain-like
Exons: 6
Coding region: 82-882 (266 amino acids)
Biological process (GO): immune response; antigen processing and presentation
Cellular component (GO): MHC class II protein complex; membrane
Source: RefSeq, a predicted model, not a curated record
AUGUGAGUGGAGGAGGGUCACAGGCCUCUUUGAGGGGACUUCCCUGUUCCUCUGUUACCCUGUGCUCUCCUGUUCUCCAGCAUGGUGUGCUUGUGGUUCCCCGGGGGCACCUGGAUGGCAGCUCUGACUCUGAUACUGAUGAUGCUGAGUCCUCCUCUGGCUUUGUCCAGGGACACCCGACCACGUUUCCUGCGGCAGUUUAAGUUUGAGUGUCACUUCACCAACGGGACGGAGCGGGUGAGGCUUGUGGAGAGAAACAUUUACAACCGGGAGGAGUACGCGCGCUACGACAGCGACGUGGGGGAGUACAGGGCGGUGACGGAGCUGGGGCGGCGGAGUGCUGAGCACUGGAACAGCCAGAAGGAGCUCCUGGAGCGGAGGCGGGCUGAGGUGGACACGGUGUGCAGACACAACUACGGGGUUGGUGAGAGCUUCACGGUGCAGCGGAGAGUUGAGCCUGUGGUGACUGUGUAUCCGGCAAAGACUCAGCCCCUGUGGCACCACAACCUCCUGGUCUGCUCUGUGAAUGGUUUCUAUCCAGGCCACAUUGAAGUCAGAUGGUUCCGGAAUGGCCAGGAAGAGGAGGCUGGGGUUGUCUCCACAGGCCUGAUCCAGAAUGGAGACUGGACCUUCCAGAUCCUGGUGAUGCUUGAAACCAUUCCUCAGAGUGGAGAGGUUUACUCCUGCCAAGUGGAGCACCCAAGCCUAACAAGCCCUGUCACAAUGGAAUGGAGGGCACAAUCGGGAUCUGCACAGAGUAAGAUGCUGAGUGGAAUCGGGGGCUUGGUCCUGGGUCUGCUCUUCCUUGGGGCAGGGCUGUUCAUCCACUUCCGGAACCAGAAAGCACGCUCUGGACUUCAACCAACAGGACUCCUGAGCUGAAGUGAAGAUGGUGACACUCAAGGAAGAACCUUCUCUCCCAGCUUCUUCACAGCAUGAAAAGAUUUGAGCUUCACUCUUCUUCUUCCAUGAAGAGAAUGCUUCUUCAGGAUCUGGCUCACUCCUGGUUCACUGACCCUAUAGAAAAUGUUGUCAUUGAUGAGUUUCCUCAGCCCCUGGCCUUGGCCUGUAGGUCUCGGAUGUUGCUUAGAGCGCCUUGUGUUCCUUUUUCCCCAGUUUCCUUUUUAUUCAUCCUUACUCCUCCCCAUGUAUCUGAACUCAUUGCUCACAUUGCUUCAUAAAAGUUUUCUCAAAUAAACAUGGAGUGAAAAUCA